Molecule: messenger RNA, 1511 nt
Organism: Leptopilina heterotoma
Lineage: Eukaryota; Metazoa; Arthropoda; Insecta; Hymenoptera; Figitidae
Product: tRNA (guanine(37)-N1)-methyltransferase-like
Exons: 2
Coding region: 221-1471 (416 amino acids)
Biological process (GO): DNA recombination; DNA integration
Molecular function (GO): DNA binding
Source: RefSeq, a predicted model, not a curated record
AUUGUCUAUGGCUAUUGUGCCUGCAAUAAACAUAAACAUUGUUUUUUUUUUUGAAAAUCAUAAACUUCAGAACUAAACGCGAUUGUUUUUUUUCAAUUCUUCGUUUUAAAGAAAAGAAGAAGAAAAAACAUUACAAAGUGAAAAAGUGAAAGAAAGAAAAGUCAAGUGUAAAGAAAAUAAAGAAAAGUCAAGUGUAAAGGAAGAAAAAGAAAAAGAAAAAAUGUCAAGUUCAGAAGACGAGGAAAAAUUUCAACCAGAAUCGGAAUUGGAAAAUUCAAAAACCUAUCGCAUAGGACAAAUUAAAGGCGAUAAUACAACGCUAAAGGGAUUGAAAUCAAAGGAGCAUUACGAAGCAAUUUAUCAGCUAUUUAAAAAUUGGCGUGAAACAAAUGUCCUUUUAACAAAUGAAAAAACAUUAUUAAUGUAUUUUGAAGUGUUGGGCGAGAAAUAUAAGCCAACAUCAUUGUGGUCACAGUAUUCAAUGUUGAAGAGAACAAUAAAUAUUUACGAAAACAUUGACAUUACCGGUUAUAAUUCAAUAUUGAAAUUUUUAAAGGGAAAAUCACAAGGUUAUCAAUGUAAAACAUCGACUGCAUUUAAAGUUGGUGAAAUUGAAAAAUUUAUCGCAAACGCUCCGGAUGAAUUGUAUUUGGCAUCGAAGGUCGCUUUGAUAAUUGGAGUCGCAGGGCGAUGUAGACCCGAGGAAUUGGUGAAUUUAAAGACGACAAAUAUUGACUGGAGUGGAGAGAGUUUAGUGAUAAGUAUUUACGACAAAAAAAUGAAGAGAGAACGUAAAUUUACAAUAGUUAAAAAAUAUUCAACGAUUGUGAAGAAAUAUCGUCAUUUACGUCCAAGUAAAACAGAGACAGACAGAUUUUUUCUCAGAUAUCAAAAGGGAAAAUGCACCGUUCAAGUGAUUGGGAAAAAUAAAUUCUCCGUUAUUCCAAGGCAAAUUGCAAUCUACUUGAAAUUGGAGUCACCAAAUUUGUACACGGCAAAUGCAUUUCGACGAACUGCCAUGAUACUCGAGUAUGAAACUAGAGGAAAUAUUUUUAAUGUCCCAACGAGCAGGGACAAUGGUAACGACAAUUACAAUUAUAUUUAUCAUGACAAUUACAAUGAUGAUGGCACUGAAAAAGAGAAUGAAAAUGAAAACGAAAAUGAAAAUGAAAAUGAGAACGAAAAUGAAAACGAAAAUGAAAAUGAAAAUGAAAAUGAAAAUGAAAAUGAGAACGAAAAUGAGAACGAAAACGAAAACGAAAAUGAAAACGAAAAUGAAAAUGAGAACGAAAAUAAAAAUGACAGUAGUCAUGAUAAUGAAAUUGUCGUCAAGCUCUUUAAUGAAGAAAUUAAAGAGGAAUUUAUAAUUCCCUGCCAAAAUGAAGAUUACGAGGAGAUUGCAAUGAAACGACCGAAAUUGGAAAUUGAUUUUAAAGUGAAGGAGGAAAUCGAUCCAUUCGAAAAUUUGUGAUAAAUGAAUUUAUAUUAUUAAAAUUUUCUAUAUAUAAAAA